CAACCAACGCGAAUGCUCCUUCUUCGGUUUCGUAAACAAAUUAAGGCCUACUUCGAGAAAAGCGCAGUGUCUGUCUGACAGAGAUAGUGAGAGCAUAUAUUUGGGCUUUGAAUAACGUGUAAAAAAUAUAUACCAGCAGCAUGAGAGAAAAACGCAAACCUACCACGUCCCAACGACUUGAUGCAGAGAAGAGGCGAUGCCUGUCAUGGGACAUGUACAGUGCAUCUGACACCGCCUCAACUGAAGGUCAGCCAAGCACGAGUCAAGUUGAUGAAGGCAUCGAUCCAGAUAUGGUCUUUGGUGUUAUGUCAGAUAUGGGCCUGCGUCUUGUAGAGGAUGGGACUUAUGAGGUACCAGACCAAUCAUCGGGUGUGGACCUGUGCCCUCUAUCAGAUGUGAGCCUUCAUCUUGGAGAGGACAGUCCAAAGAAUGCAUCAGACCCUGUAUCAGAUGAGGAAGUUACUAACUUGACAGGGGUUAAGGAUAUCCCCUUUCUUACAGAGGAAGUAGUCUGUACUGAGCCAGAGGACGUCGAAUACCAGUUCCGCAUCUCAAGGGCCAAGUUUGAUAUAUUGGAAAAAGAGGCAGCCUACAGCAUCAAGGUUCACUUGCACCAACCUGAAGAAAAGAAUCAGAAAGGUCUUCUGUGCACCAUGAAGGUGAAACUGUUGCCUGUUGCUCCUGCUGUCAUUCCUCAGCCAAACCCCCAACUGCCAACAGAUGGAUACAGUACCCUCCUCCUGCGAGACGCACCAGGUUUGGAUUUCCUAGUGUUCUACGAUGAGCAGACCAAAAACUUGCCUAUUUGUAAAUUCAGCAAAAAGGAUCGUCUGCUAGGACGUGGAACCUUCCUGGCAUUCGCUGUUGAGAUGGACAGAAGACCAAGCACCUCUUGCCUUGAAAGCUUCCAAGAACUUGUCAAAGUGAAGAAAGGGAUGCUCCAGCUCUGUAUUCAUGAGUAUGAUCCUGUGUCUGGAUGUGCCGUGUUAGAUGCUUGGAUUCUUUCCGGUAUAGUGUCUCAGCCAUCCUUUGCAUCUCAAUGUCCGUCUAAGAAACGGCACCUUGAAUAUGUUUCCCAACUGAUGAAUUGGUAUCAUGGAUACCCACUACCAACUAAUAAAAAAGACAAGGUGCACAAAAGGUACGACUACAACACGCUCUUUGACAAAGUGCGCCAGUAUCACGAGACACAGGAGGUAGUGGAGGUGAUUGACGUCCAGCACGCGAUCCUUGUCCCGGUCUUGCGGCCGUACCAGCGCGAUGCUGUCUGCUGGAUGGUCCAGAGGGAGACAAUGACACAAAAAGACAAGGGUCAGCUGCAUGUUCUUUGGAGGCAGUUCAAGACAGUCGAUGACAGGACCUUGUACUAUAACCCCCAAAGUGGCGAGAUCACUGACCAAAUGCAAGAAAUGCCAGAGGACUUUCCUGGUGGAAUCCUGGCUGAUGAAAUGGGGCUUGGAAAGACAGUGGAAGUCCUGGCCUUGAUCCUUGCUCAUCCAAGGUGGGCCAAAGACUUCUCCAGAGGAACUGCUACCUCAUCCGGUUUACAUGAUAACCCUGAUGGCAAUCACAUUUUGAGGGAACAUUCCAAUAAUGACAACACUUCAUCCUCCAUGCAGGACAACUUACCAGAGUGUGCAAGAAGUGUUGAAGAUAUUCCUCAAGACAAUGACCUCUCAGAAGAACAUUCCAAAAACAACAAUGCUACUUCUUCUCUGCAGGACAAAUCACCAGAGACUGCAGGAAGUGUAGAAGAUGUUCCUUCUGCAGAGGAAGGAUCAUCGGAUAGUAGAACUGAAGUAUUAUUGACUUCAUCUUUGACUGAAGCCAUUCCUGACGUACCAAGUGUGUCAUCCUCCAUGCAGGACAAUGUACCAGAGAGUGCAAGUACUGAUCAUCCAGCAGUGGAAGGUUCAUCGGGUCAUAGAACUGCAGGAACAUUGAUUUCAUCAGGGAGUAUAGCCAAUCCUAAAGUACAAGAGGAUGUAGCUUUAGCGGUACCAAAUGAACAGGAUACCAAUGGAACAGAUGGAGAUACCCUUCAAGGAAGAGCCGUGUCAGUUGAUGACGUAUCAUCAUCAUUUCCAAUAAAUGGGAUGGAUGUGAGGCAUACUGCUGCAAAGGAAGCAACAGAAACCACCCCAAGUCAGGAAUCGUCUGAACUCGUAGAGUCAAAUCCCAACAAAGGAGAACAUUCACAGAAUGUUGAGAACAGUGAAAGCCAGAGGCAAGGUGAAACCAUGCCAUCAGUUAUCAUCGAUGGAGUGGAAACAAGAAUCCUUGCUUUAAAAGUAGAAUCAGAAUUUGAGUCAGACGUUGAUCUCUGUAACUCUAUGAUCAAUCAACAACCACAAGAGAAUAACCCAUUCUUAGAACCCAAUGUGCAAUACACUAGCCAAGUUGUAAAUCAUGGCAAUAGUACUACUCAAAAUGCAAUAGGAGUGGAUUCCUCCAUGCGUUUACCAGCUGAAGAAGGAAUGUCUUUGACAGUGAUCAAAGAAGAACCGGACAAUUCAAGUUCAGUUGAGAUGCAUGAACAACUUGAAUCACUAAUGGAAGAUGUGAAAGAGGCAAUAUCAGAAAGUGAGAACCCUAAAGUCUUUGAGUGUAUAUGUGGUCGGUACGAGCAGAACAUCCGUUUACCAGCGUGCGUGCAGUGCCUGCGAUGUCAUUCCUGGCUCCAUGCUGCAUGCAUUGGCUUUGAUAUUCACAUGCGGGAUAAACCCAGUCACGACCUGCAAUUCUGGUGUCCGAACUGCUUCCCCAAGGUGCCACCACUUGAAUCUGGUGCGACACUGAUCAUUUCACCAGCCUCCAUAUCUUAUCAGUGGGUUGAUGAGAUUAAUAGGCACAUCGACUCAUCCACCCUCAAAAUUAUGAUGUACGAGGGUGUAAAGAAAGAAGGCUACAUCCAACCACAAACCCUUGCAGAUUUUGACAUUGUCAUUACGACCUACAGCACACUCCGGACAGAGCUGGACUAUGCUAAUCUCUCUCAACCAGGUGCCGAGGGGCGUAGCCUUCGCAAAGCUAAGCGGUACCAGACCACGCCCAGUCCUUUACCCUGUGUAGAGUGGUGGAGGAUUUGCCUGGACGAGGCGCAGAUGAUUGAGUACACGACCGCUAAGUCAGCUGAGAUGGCUAAUAGGCUAUCCGCAAGGAACAGAUGGUGUGUGACUGGAACGCCUAUACAGAAGAGUCUUGAUGAUCUGUAUGGCCUGUUCUUGUUUCUUGGGGUUGAACCUUACUGGGUGAAGCACUGGUGGGAUGUACUUCUAAGUGUCCCUUACAGUAAUGGCCACAGGGAACCACUACAGAAGGCACUCUGCAAGAUCUUCUGGCGCUCUGCCAAGAAGGAUGUCCUUGAUCAGAUUGCACUUCCACCCCAGAGGGAGGAGAUACACUGGUUGGAUUUCUCACCUGUUGAGAAGUACUUCUACAAGACAAAACAUGAAGAGUGCUCUGUCCACUUCACAUUUAAUUCUGACAAGGCCAGCAUCGGUCCUGAAACCAAGCUCUCGACCCUUGAUAGAAGAUCACUUCAGAGUCUACUGGGACCUCUCCUGAGGGUUCGCCAGGCCUGCUGCCACCCUCGCAUUGUGAGGGGUGAGUUCACUGCCCUGCAGAAGAAGAAGCAGCUUAGCAUGCAGGAUCUGCUGAAGACCAUGAUAACUAAGGCUGAGAUAGACAGUGACGGGGCCCAUCGUCAGCUAGUCUGUGCCAUGAAUGCCUUGGCUGCGGUACACUGCAUCAAGGAGGAGCUACCUGAAGCUGCUUCCCUGUACCGUGAAGUUCUGAAGUCGGCUGAAGAGCACAAAGACAAGAUCAAGACGGACAAGCUCCAGAUACUGCACGCAACCUACAACCUUGACAAGAUACUCAAGGAUAGACCAGAGGUUGUCCAACCCAGCCCAGCUGAUGGCAAUCUUGCUAGAAGGAUGGUGUCCCUGAGGAAUCAGUACCUGCAGAAAACGGCUCAUCUUGUAAGUGGUAGCUUACAGACCGUUCAACCAAUCAGAGACAAGGUUGUAGAGCAACAAGAGAAGCUCCCAGGAGGCCCAGCAUGGUACCUGGAUGGCAUUCAAUGGGCCAUCUAUCAGGGAUUAGGAGCAGAACUGGUCAAAAGAAUCAAGACUGAACUAGAGGCAAAGAGUGAAGUUAUGGGAUUAGCUAACAGAUUCCGGGAUGCAAGGGGACUUCAGUUCAUCCUGACCAAUGAGCUUGAGGAGCUAGCUCAACUCUAUGAAUCGGCUUGGGACGGAGUAGAUAGUCUACAAGACAGACUCCAGGACAAGGCUCUUCUAGCUGAAGCAACAGACUGCCAUCUUAGACCCUUCAAAGGGAAAGCAAAGAACACGUGUCCAUUUUGCAAGGUUCAGGACCAUCUGCAAAGAUACGAGAUGAAACUCUUUUCAUUUGAUGUCAGAAAUCUGGAGGCAGUUGGAUUGGCUGGUCCAUCCAAUGCUGACCCCAACCAAGACGACUUCAACAUGAUGGCCGGUGGACCCCGUGGUAACUGGGCUAUCAGUGAACACGAGAGGGCGCUUCGUAUCCUGCACAGCUUCCUGAAGAGCUGCAGUGCCGAUGAUUUGACGUUGGAAGAAGGGACCACCUUUUUGGACAUGCUUGAACAGCAAAGGAAAGAAUUCAAGCCACUGAGAGCAUACUGGGGUGCCAUGCGUGAUCGAGUGGCAGCCAUGGAUGAAUUGGAGAUGGCAAUGUUGAGGUUAAGGGUCAAACUACAAGGAGAAGAAACGGAUCCGGCCUCCCAGCCUUAUAUCAUUGAACCAUUGGAGGUGGAACAGCAGAGGUAUAGGUUCCUGAAUGACCGUAUAGUUGCCAGGAAUGACCUCAAGAGGAAGCUAGGUCAGUUGCUCUACCUGCAGAAUCUGGACAAAGCUCAAUACAACCUCAAGGAUGGUCAUAACCCCGAGGUCUGUCCUAUCUGUGUCAGACCUCUUGGUGGACAGUGGACGGUCCUUCAGUGUGGGCACUGCUUCUGCACCGAGUGCAUGGAGACCAUGCUGAUGCGUGUCCACAUCGCCGGCCGCCAGGGUUCGGUCAAGUGCGCCGUCUGUCGCUUGCCUACAGAGGGCACGGACGUCUCCUACGUCAGCGUGACGCUGCAGCCGGGUUCCUCGGAGGCGGCGGAAGAGAGAGUUGUGGAGGAGAGUAUCAAGGUCGAGGGGGAUCACUCGACGAAGAUCGAAGCGGUGGUGAGGACUCUGAAGAAGAUUCAGAUGACGGAGCCUGGAGCCAAGGCAAUUGUGUUUUCCACUUGGUCCGAGGUCCUCGAACUCAUCUCAAAAGCUCUGACUCAGAAUUGGAUCAACUUUAAAAAUGCAGCAAAGAAUGGAGGCCAAAAAUAUUUUCAUGCUGCAUUGGCCGACUUCAAGCAUGAUCCAGACAUCACUGUCCUCCUCCUACCGGUCCAUAGCGGUAGUAAAGGCCUAAAUCUCAUUGAGGCAACCCAUGUUCUUCUGGUUGAACCUAUUCUCAAUCCAGCUAGCGAACUGCAAGCCAUUGGCAGGGUGCAUCGUAUUGGACAAACAAAGCCAACGGUUGUGCAUCGGUUCCUCAUCCAUGAGACCAUUGAAGAGAAACUCCAUACCUACCUCAGUACACAUACAAUCAGAGAUGGACUCAACUCAGUGGAGACUGAUACUGGAGACAUGACCUUCUCUGACCUUAAGGGAUUAUUCUCAUCGGAAACUUAAUUCGGAGCUAAUCCAGAAAGGCUCCAUGAUCUGCAGAUAUGCAAGAAUCAGCAUGUAUUCAUGAAGGUUUUUCAUACAUGUCAAGUGAAUCAGCAUGUAGAUGGUUCUAACUCUGGAAACUCUACACUUGAUGUAAAUGACCAUCAUAAAAAGUUGUUAUAGGAGAAGUGAGAGUACAGAAACAGAACAGGUGUUGGAUUGCAUGUUCUCAAAGGAGUUUGAUUAGAGAUUCAAAAUGAAAAAUUGUAUGCAUAGGCUGAAUAGACCUU
Messenger RNA from Lytechinus variegatus (green sea urchin), 5986 nucleotides. Its product is annotated as E3 ubiquitin-protein ligase SHPRH-like. The record is from RefSeq and is a predicted model, not a curated record. The coding region runs from base 141 to 5717 and encodes 1858 amino acids. Gene Ontology annotation, molecular function: ubiquitin protein ligase activity; metal ion binding; ATP-dependent chromatin remodeler activity. Gene Ontology annotation, cellular component: nucleus. Gene Ontology annotation, biological process: DNA damage response; protein polyubiquitination. The transcript has 27 exons. NCBI's taxonomy places the organism in Eukaryota, Metazoa, Echinodermata, Echinoidea, Temnopleuroida, Toxopneustidae.